Fusarium falciforme is the source of this 2337-nucleotide messenger RNA. RefSeq lists its product as hypothetical. Lineage: Eukaryota; Fungi; Ascomycota; Sordariomycetes; Hypocreales; Nectriaceae. Bases 1 to 2337 code for a protein of 778 amino acids. The record is from RefSeq and is a predicted model, not a curated record. The transcript has a single exon.
AUGGACAUCUUUGAACAGUACGGAAUUUCUCGGCCUGGAGGUUGGCUUUCGGAAGAGGACUCGGGCACUGCAGAACCACCUGAAGACGGCAGGGUCAAGACCUUUCAGGUUUGCCAUUCUUGUGGCGCGCCCCUAUCCUCGCAACGAUACUGCCUACACUGUGGCCAUGACUCUUGCUUGAAGUGCACGGGGAAUGCUCUCGAUGAGGGUAGCGAGAGGGAGCAUGGCCAUUCCUUGGAGCAGGACCAGGAGCAACAUACCACAGACCACUGUUCCAAGAAGUCAACACACGCUACUGUCGAGGCAGAACAGAGUCAUGUUCAUACGACUCAAGUUACAGUCCGUACAACACGUCUUCGAGAGGCCUCCAGAUUUACCUCGGGACAAGAGACUCCUAGAACGCCCCAUUGGGUUGAAAGGACGUCUCGUCGAAGGUUCAGGACAACUCAGAAUGCCCCCAAGCCGACUCUGAAAAAGACGAUUGCCGCACCAACGGCGAUCUCGAGCUCCGUGAAGAACAAUCCCUUCUAUAUGGCAGACAUGGAAGCGAAAGCCCACGCCCCUGAGCCAACGACUACGCCAAGAACUGUCCAGGCAAAGCGGGCGACCAGGCUAUCAGACUGUGUCCCGCAUCGCCCAACGCUGAAUUCAUCGAGUGAUAAAGACGCUGAGGAAAAAUGUUCUGGCCCAGGGUGUCGAGCGACACACGCUGGUCACCAUCCAGUUCGCCACAGCAUCGAAUGUGCAGCUCGUCGAAGUCUCAAGGGGCAAAUCACCGAGGACGAUGAACUAGAGGUGAUCGACAUGGAUGAAGAGCAGGAGCCGCAACGACCAAAGAACUCUCCGCUUCACAGCGCUUUAGAGAAGAGGAUUGACCAGCUGUAUCACCAUGCCGAGGAUCUACAUCACUCACAGCAUAUCAUGGAACACCUAGCCGCUGGCACGAGGCAGCUUGAACGGUCUGCCGGUACUCAGCGAAGAAGGGCAGACAGGAAAGAUGCGCUCUCCAGAAUGACGGAUCAUGGCCUGGAUGUUCCCAGUCGUUCCCCAGGAGAUCAUCAACUCGGUCAAGACGAAGUCACAUCAGUAGGGGAGGAGGUAGUUGAGCAUUCUCUGAGCACCGACGUCAAAGCUCCUGAAGUGGUCGAGGAGCACACACUGGCAGCUGACCCUGCCGUCGAGCGAGACUUAAGUCCCAGGUCCCAUUUGCUUCUUGACGAUGUUCGAACCAAGGUUGCUCAUCUAUUGAAGGCUCACUCCAUCAGUCAGGAUCGAGUCAUCGGAGCAAAGAGUCGGCCUGUAGGACGACUACGCCGGUCUUUUCCCCUUACGCAGACGACAGCAAGUACGAAGCCGGUAUCGCAAGCCAAACCCCUGCCACUUAGCCUCGGGGAGCAGGAGAAGGCCAGUAAGGCAUGUGCAUCGUGGGAACAGAAAAUGGUCUCUCCCGCAAAGGAACAGAGUCUUGUUGCAGAUACACAUACGAGUGUACAUGCAGCCCAUACCGCUCUUUCUUCAAAAAGAGGGCCACGGCAAAUACCUCCGCGUAUUGAGGAUCCUGAACAGGAGGCAGUGGAGUCGAAUGGCAUCUCGUCAUGGAGAAAGCAACUACGAAAAGUGACAAAGUCCGAAGAUGUCAACCGAGAUAGGCAGUUGACUCCUCCAGUUGUGAAGUGGAGGCGUAGUCUCAGCAGAAUCCGACGGACGCCAAAUUCUGACGCGGAAAAGAAGGACAACUGUCUGUUCUGUUAUCCAAGUCGGUCUCCAUCGCCGAAACCAGGGGAGGGUGCAGCUCAACUGGCUGGUGAAGUCCAGUCGAGGGAAGCCCACGAUGCUACACAUGUCAUUGCAGUUGAGUCAUCGACUCCUCGGCUUAGAGUGAUGGAAGUGGAACAGUCACUUGCUCGGAAAAGCGCCGAGGACUUGCUGGAGGAAUCUCGUCACAGGACCCAGCAAGAGGUUGUUGCAACUCGGGAGAUGAAGAGCACGAAGCACUGCAAGACGACGAGUCAUUCAUCGUACGAGGAGACCGAGACGGUGACAGAGAUUCACAACCCGAAGCCGGUGAUCCCAUAUAAUCACGUUUGCGCGUGGCGAACACGAUACAUGGACCUCAGCACCGAGGUUGACCAACUCAAGUCUGAGGCGAGUUUUCGUGUGGUCGACCAGGCAACUGAGCAGCAGCGAGAUCAGGGGGUUGAUGCCGGUGUUGGCACAUCUUUCUCGCACAAGUGCCCAGACAUUGACAUUGAGGGCCUCACGAUUGUUAUGCAUAUGAGAGGCAAGGAUGACUUGGUGAUCAACACCAAAUUGAAGGAUAGUGCGAGGCAUGGGUAG